AUGAAUUUCUAUCUUGACGCCGACGGUUUGUUUGUGCGCGAACAUCGUGUAAUAUCAGCUGUUGCCGUCAAAAUCAAAAAUCAAACGGCCAUGAAAUUCUAUUCUGACACCGACAAUUUGUGUGUACGCGAACAAUCGAAAAAGCAAACCCAAUGCGAACCUAAAAAGCAAAUUAAAUGCGAACCUGAAAAGCGAACCAAAUGCAAACCCAAAAUUCAAAUUAAAUGCAAAUCAAAAAAGAAACGCCUAACAGGCGUCUUAAAGUAUUUUGCAAAUAUCUUCGCUAGCAAAGAAUUCAGUGAUGUGACCCUGGUCACUGAAGAUAAAACUCAAUUCCAGGCCCACAAGGUUGUUUUAUGCGCUCGCAGUGAAGUUUUUGCAGCCAUGCUUCGCAAGCAAACCGGCAGUAUUACCAUCAACGAUAUGGAUUCGAAUGUUCUCAAGGAAUUGCUGAAUUACAUCUACACGGAGGAGGAAAUACCCAAAGAAAUGGCAGCAAAUUUAUUUGUGGCGGCCAAUAAAUAUGCCCUAUUGGAUUUGCAAAAAAUGUGUGAAGAUUUCUUAAUCGAAGCAAUGAGUGUAGACACUGUGGCUGAUAUUCUUCUUCUGGGUGAUCGUCAUUCCAGUGAACGCCUUAAAUCAAAGGCUGUUCAAUUUGCAAUAAAAAACAUUAAAAGUGUCACAAUGACGGAAUGCUGGAAAAGAUUGCGAGAAAUUGAACUUGAGCUAUGUAUGGACGUAUUGGAAAAGGCCAUACAGGAACGUUGGUAG
Musca vetustissima is the source of this 771-nucleotide messenger RNA. Its product is annotated as protein roadkill-like. The coding region runs from base 1 to 771 and encodes 256 amino acids. The record is from RefSeq and is a predicted model, not a curated record. Gene Ontology annotation, cellular component: cytoplasm. NCBI's taxonomy places the organism in Eukaryota, Metazoa, Arthropoda, Insecta, Diptera, Muscidae. The transcript is spliced from 2 exons. Gene Ontology annotation, molecular function: ubiquitin protein ligase binding. Gene Ontology annotation, biological process: regulation of proteolysis; proteasome-mediated ubiquitin-dependent protein catabolic process.